Molecule: messenger RNA, 492 nt
Organism: Lachancea fermentati
Lineage: Eukaryota; Fungi; Ascomycota; Saccharomycetes; Saccharomycetales; Saccharomycetaceae
Source: the annotation of a GenBank genome assembly
AUGGACGAACUACUCUACCUGAUGAACGUUGGCUGGAUGGUUCUUACACAGCUAUUCCUGGUGUGGCGACUGUUGCUAUGCACGUUGGCGCUGAUGCUGUUAGGUCCCAUGGCGAUGCUGUACAUAUAUGAUAUCGGACUGUACGCAUGGAGGUUGCUCACUUCGCGCAAACCGCGCGUGAGCGAGUCGUUAGACGAGUGCGAGACGAUGCUGGACCCGCUGACAGCGGACACAGACACGAUCCUGGUGAACGUGGACGAGGGCUUCUACAGCGAUUCGGACACCGCCGGUAGUUGCGAUGAGCACGACCCGGCUGCAGUUGCGGCCGAGUCGGAAGCGUCGCUGGCGCAACGCCAGCCACGGUCCACGCCAUCUGCGGGCUCGUUCACGCGGCUCACAGACCUUAUUGCCGUGACCUUUUCCACGGGGUCCGACUCUGGCAGAAUGGAAAACUACGAGCACGAGGUCAAGUUGAUCUCUGGCACGGCUUGA